AUGAACGCUGCCGCUCGGCGCGCGGCGUCGCAUGGCCUCCGGAGGUCUCGCGCCUCGAUUUUCUCGACAUACUCACGGCGAUGGAACUCUACAUUUGCGGAGAGACAAUGGUCUACACCACUAGCACGCACACUAGCGAGUGCUAUGAAGGUCACCGGGCCCAUUCCCAUCGCCGCGUUUAUGCGCCAAGUGUUGACCUCCCCAGAAGGUGGUUACUAUACCUCCCGUGAAGACGUGAUCGGAAAGCACGGUGACUUUGUUACCUCGCCGGAGAUUUCUCAGGUGUUUGGAGAGCUGAUUGGCAUCUGGGCUAUUGCGGAAUGGAUGGCACAGGGGCGGAAGCGGAGUGGUGUUCAGUUGAUGGAGGUUGGACCGGGCAAGGGAACUCUCAUGGACGAUAUGCUUCGGACGUUUCGGAACUUCAAGACCUUCACUUCGAGCAUUGAGGCGAUCUACCUUGUUGAGGCUAGUGGGACAUUGAGAGAGGUGCAAAAGCGUCUCCUGUGUGGUGAUGAAGCUGUCAUGGAGGAGACCGAUAUUGGACAUCGGAGUACUUGCAAAUACUUCGAUGUACCCAUUAUCUGGGUGGAGGAUAUUCGUCUGUUGCCGCAUGAGGAAGGCAAAACCCCCUUCAUCUUUGCACACGAAUUCUUCGACGCACUCCCUAUCCACGCCUUCGAGUCCGUCCCUCCAGCCCCAGAGAACGAAGUGCCCCAGGAAGUUCAAGAGAUCAUGACCCCUACGGGCCCUCAAAAACUCCACAAGCCCCUCAAGGUGGCAAACACCCCACAAUGGCGCGAGCUCCUUGUCACAUUAAACCCGAAGGCCGUCGAAGAGAACAUCGAAGGCGAGCCCGAGUUCCAACUAACCAAGGCCAAGGCCUCCACGCCUUCCUCCCUCGUCAUCCCCGAGAUCUCCGAGCGCUACCGCAAACUCAAGUCCCAACCUGGGUCUACCAUUGAAGUCAGCCCCGAAAGCCGGAUAUACGCAGCUGACUUUGCGCGUCGCAUUGGCGGUGAUUCCGCCUCCGCGAAGCCCUCGAAGAAGAAUCCCACUCCAGAGGAGCCCAAGAAAACGACACCUUCCGGUGCAGCUCUGAUUAUGGAUUAUGGUACUAUGUCGACCAUCCCCAUCAACUCCCUGCGCGGAAUUCAGCACCAUAAGAAGGUUGCCCCUCUCUCGUCUCCCGGUCAGGUAGAUGUCAGCGCAGACGUCGAUUUCACUGCCCUGGCUGAGGCUGCCAUUGAGGGAAGCGAUGGUGUAGAGGUGCAUGGACCAGUUGAGCAGGGAGAUUUCCUCCAGGCACUUGGUAUUGAGGAGCGCAUGCGCCAAUUGUUGAAGGGUGUUGGAGAUGAGGAGCGCAAGAAGACUUUGGAGACUGGGUGGAAACGCCUGGUUGAGAAGUCGGGUGGGUCUAUGGGACAGAUCUAUAAGGUGAUGACUAUCAUUCCGGAGAAUGGUGGACGGAGACGACCUGUUGGGUUUGGAGGUGGUGUACAGAUAGCCGCCAAACCCCCGGUCAAGAAGACUCCGGCCAGCAAUGUCAUGGCCCAGAAGGACCAAGUUGGCCGCACUCCAGGCCACGGUCAGAAGCGGAAGAUUGAGGAUGCGGAUGACGACGACGAGGAGGAGGAGGAGGAGCCUAAAGCAAAAGAAGAAGAUGAGGACGAGGACGGCCAGGGCCGCAAGGUCGCUUUUGACCCUAAGGCGAAGCAGAAGCGUAAUACUAACGCUAGUAAGUCUCCGGAAGUUCCCUUCUAG
Messenger RNA from Penicillium cataractarum, 1761 nucleotides. Its product is annotated as class I SAM-dependent methyltransferase. The record is from RefSeq and is a predicted model, not a curated record. The transcript has 5 exons. Gene Ontology annotation, molecular function: protein-arginine omega-N symmetric methyltransferase activity. Bases 1 to 1761 code for a protein of 586 amino acids. Gene Ontology annotation, cellular component: mitochondrion. Gene Ontology annotation, biological process: mitochondrial respiratory chain complex I assembly. NCBI's taxonomy places the organism in Eukaryota, Fungi, Ascomycota, Eurotiomycetes, Eurotiales, Aspergillaceae.